Molecule: messenger RNA, 3843 nt
Organism: Cercopithifilaria johnstoni
Lineage: Eukaryota; Metazoa; Nematoda; Chromadorea; Rhabditida; Onchocercidae
Source: the annotation of a GenBank genome assembly
AUGGCGGUGCUGAAAACUGGCAAUGAAUUUUCGGAUGCGUUUAGUGAUCAAUACGAACAAAGUACCAUCGAUAAAUUUAUCAGUAUCAUUUUAUGCAGGGGCGAUUUUGCCAAACAAAAACUUGACGCAAAGCCGGUUUCAUUUUUUCAACUGUUUCGAUUCGCGACAAUAUACGAUCGGUUUAUCAUGACAGUUGGCGCCAUCUUGGCUAUAGUUUCUGGUAUAUGUCAACCGAUGAUUUGUUUGAUUACUGGUGAAUUAACAAAUAUCUUAUUACUCACAAAGGAUUUUGAAAAAUCUGAAACAUUUUGGUACCAAGCUUAUGUUUAUGUUUAUCUUUUUGCAUCGGUCGGAGUUUCGAUGGUUGUCAUCAUCAUUGCACAAUAUCUUUGCUUGAAAAAUGCAUCUUUAAAUAUAACAUGCACGAUGCGAAAGGAAUACAUGAAGUCAUUAUUGCGCCAGGAUGCGGUAUGGUUCGAUCAGCAGAAGACAGGCACAUUGAUUGCCCAACUUAACGCGAAUAUAGAAAAAAUUAAGGAUGGAAUCGGUGAUAAAAUAUGUAUGAUUUUACGUGGCAUAACAAUGUUUUUGACCUCUAUAGUGAUUGGAUUUAUCUAUGAAUGGCGAAUAACGUUGCUGAUGCUUGGCAUGGGACCUGCUUCUGCUGCGCUUUUGUCUAUUAUGGCUCGAAAAGUGAAACGCUUGAGUGAGCUGCAGAUCAGCGCUGAUGGUCGUGCUGCAGCAAUCCUCGAAGAAUCAAUCAUAAAUGUGAAAACAGUAGCUGCGUGUAAUGCACAAGAAACAAUGAUCGGACAAUAUGCGGCAACACUGAAAGCCUGCCGUAAAUUUGCAUUGCAGAUAUAUGCAUUCGCAGGUUUUUUCGACGGCCUUUUCUUCUUCGUUUUGUAUUUUUUCUACGCUAUUGGAUUCUACUAUGGUGCCCAUUUGUAUCGAACUCAUAUUGCAAUGAAUCCGGGAUACAUAUUUACUGUUGCAAAUGUGAUAAUGUUCGGUUCUUACUAUCUUGGCGUGCUUAGUCCACACUUAAUGGCUGUGCUUAAUGCACGGGUUGCUACAGCUGUUAUCUAUAAAAUAAUCGAUCGAAAACCGUCUGUUGAUUCCAGUUCAAUAGACGGUAUAAAGCUGAACAAAGUAAAAGGUCUAGUAGAAUUUCGAAACGUCAAAUUUUCAUAUCCAACAAGCAAAGAACACCUGAUUCUCAACGGAUUAUCAUGGACAGCAAAGCCGGGUGAUACGGUAGCACUUGUGGGUCAUAGUGGAUGCGGUAAAAGCACCUCUAUUGGUCUGCUAACUUCCCUAUAUACUUGUGAUUCCGGUGCAGUCCUGAUUGAUGGAAUUAAUGUGCUUGAUAUCAAUAUUCAUAGUCUGAGAAAUAUUGUUGGCGUUGUACAACAGGAACCGUUGUUAUUCACAGGUACAAUCAAAGAAAAUAUACGGUUUGGCAAUCCUGAUCUUACAGACCAAGAAAUCAUUGAUACUUGCAAAAUUGCGAAUGCACAUGAUUUUAUUAAUAAAUUAAAUGAGGGUUAUGAUACGAGGAUCGGUGCUGGAGGUAUACAAUUAUCUGGUGGACAAAAACAACGAAUAGCGAUUGCGCGAACAAUAGCUCGGGAUCCGAGAAUUCUGCUCCUGGACGAAGCUACCAGUGCGCUGGAUGCAGAAAGUGAAGUAAUGGUGCAAAGCGCCCUAAAAAAGGCAUCUGUUGGACGCACAACAAUCGUUAUUGCUCAUCGAUUGUCAACAUUACGUGAUUCUGACCAAAUUAUAGUUCUUGAUAAAGGUCAGGUCGCCGAAAUCGGCACGCACAAGGAGCUUUGCAGUAGAAAGGAUGGUAUUUACGCAUCGCUGGUCAAAUCACAGCAGUUUGAAGAAAAGCGAAAUGUGUUACCUGUCCUGGUUGAAGAACUUCCAUCAGAAUCAUUUCAUAGAUCGUUUGCUGGAAGUAGUCGCAACUCAUCAAAUUACGGUAUACUAUCAUCAAUGACACGAGGUAGUAUUAUAAGCGGUGAUGUCAAACGCGCAUCAAUUACUAACGAACCAUCAGAAAAAAUUAUUGGACAGAACGGAAAGAAAAAAAAUAAAUCGAAAGGCUUGUGGCAAUUAUAUACGAACUGCCACGGCAAUUACGGAAAGGUAGUAUUAGCGCUGUUGGUAUCAUUUCUUCGUGGGUUGGAGUUGCCAGCUUUUGUAAUCAUUUUCAAUCUUACGUUUGACGCAUUCGCACCGGCGGAUUUGGAAUCAAUAAUGGGACGAAUUUUGCCUGUUGUCAUUAUUUACAUUGUACUAGGCGCAGUAUGCGUAAUUGUCCUUUUUGCUGCGACAUUUACAUUUGGAUGGAUAGCGGAAUGUGUUGUAGAUGUCCUACGCCUUCGAGCGCUGCGUAGUGUGCUUUAUCAAGAUGCGGCAUAUUUUGAUACGCCAUCUACAAGCAGUGCUGUAACUGUUACGCGUAUAUCUAUUGAUGCUCCAAACAUUAAAGCGGCACUUGAUUCACGAAUGAUGCAAAUUCUGAAUAACGUUGUGGCGAUUUUUGUGAUGGUUGUUAUUGCAAUAAUAUUUAAUUGGCGAAUUGGCUUAGUUGGCACUGGAAAUCUCCUACUACUAAUCUUGCUGUUAUUGCUUAUCGCACGUCAAAUGCAGAAGUUAAAUAAGCGCGCCUUAAAAAAGGAUCUUACCGGUCAAUUGGCAAUCGAAAUUGUGGAACAGAUACGAACAAUUCAAUUGAUCACAAGAGAGGAGCAUUUCCAUCGGGAAUAUGUCCAGCAAAUCGAGGAACUGUUACGCGUGCAAAAAAAAAGUGGCCCAUAUGAAGCAGUACUUUUUGCCGUUACAUCAUCUUACAUGUUCUACAGUGAUAUGUUAUCGUAUGCAUUAGGCAUUGCAUUAAUUUACUACGGGUAUUCAACACCAAACGAAGUUUUCACCGCUGCAGUGUCAAUUUCAACUAGUGGUUGGGCAUUAAUUAUGGUUGCUGGUUGUUUGAAUACGUUUGUCAUGGCAUCUCCAGCUUCAGAUUCAUUAUUCCAGAUCAUCAAUACCGAAAAUACUGCUAAAAUUGUUGAAGAAGGCAUACGUCCAGAAAUAACGGGUCGUGUUGAAUUUAAAAAGAUACACUAUUCAUAUCCAACAAGACCACAGCAAAAUGUUCUUAAUGGACUUAAUUUAACAGCCUUUGCGGGACAAACAAUUGCUGUUACUGGACCAUCUGGAAGCGGCAAAAGUACUGUGAUCGCGUUAUUGGAACGUUUUUAUCAAUUUAAUUCUGGACAAUUGAAUUUGGAUAAUAAUUCAAUUACGAAAAUAUCACUUCGAUACUUACGCGAGCAAAUAGCACUGGUCGGUCAAGAACCAGUACUGUUUAGCGGCACAAUAGCAGAAAAUAUCUUGCUUGGUACUAAUGGUAAAACAAUGGAUGACGUACGUGAAGCUUGCAAAAUAGCUAAUGCUACCGGUUUCAUUGAAGAUUUACCACAGGGCUAUGAUACGGAAGUUGGUGAACAUGGAGGUCAGUUAUCAGGUGGUCAAAAGCAGCGUGUUGCUAUUGCUAGAGCAUUAGUUCGAAAUCCGAAAAUAUUAUUGCUUGAUGAAGCAACCAGUGCAUUAGAUGCAGAAAGCGAAAGGACAGUUCAACAAGCAUUGGACGUGGCAAGUAGUGGUCGGACAUGUAUUGUAGUUGCGCAUAGGCUGUCAUCCAUUCAACACGCGGAUCAAAUAUUUUUCGUCGAAAAUGGACGAGUGAUCGAAGAGGGGACACAUCAGGAGCUUAUUGAAUUAGAGGGAAAGUACGCUGAUUUGAUUCGGAAACAAGACUUGAAAUCGUAA